Molecule: messenger RNA, 1671 nt
Organism: Chaetomium globosum CBS 148.51
Lineage: Eukaryota; Fungi; Ascomycota; Sordariomycetes; Sordariales; Chaetomiaceae
Exons: 3
Coding region: 1-1671 (556 amino acids)
Biological process (GO): prolyl-tRNA aminoacylation
Cellular component (GO): aminoacyl-tRNA synthetase multienzyme complex; cytoplasm
Molecular function (GO): ATP binding; proline-tRNA ligase activity
Source: RefSeq, a predicted model, not a curated record
AUGGAGGACGGAAAAGAGCAGUCCAAGAGCGCGUUGAAGAAGGCCGAGAAGCAGGCCAAGAUGGCUGCUGCAAAGGCUGAGAAGGCCGCAAAGCAAGCGUCGCUCCCUGUUGUUGGCGGCAAGAAGACGGACGACAUCAUCGGCAUCACUGUCUCCAAGACGGAAAACUUUUCACAAUGGUACCAAGAGGUUGUGCUCAAGGCCGAGAUGAUCGAGUACUACACCGAAAUCUCGGGUUUCUUCAUCAUGCGCCCGGCCACCAUGUACGUCUGGAACACGAUCCGAAAGUGGUUCCAAGAGCGGAUCGAGGAAAUGGGUGUCGAGGAGACCAAUUUCCCCAUGUUCCUUUCGCAAAAGUCGUUGGAGAAGGAGAAGGACCACGUCGAGGGCUUCGCCCCCGAGCUCGCGUGGGUAACAAAGGCCGGUGACAAGGACCUCGAAGUUCCCGUCGCUGUGCGCCCGACUUCUGAAGCGGUCAUGUACCCCUACUACUCCAAGUGGAUUCGCAGCCAUCGCGACCUCCCCUUCCGCCUAAACCAGUGGAACUCCGUCGUCCGUUGGGAAGCCAAGCAGACAACCCCCUUCCUUAGAGCCAGAGAGUUCCUCUGGCAAGAAGGCCACACGGCCCAUUUAACCGAGCAACUCGCUGGGGAGGAGGUUCUCCAAAUCCUCGAGCUGUACGCCGGCAUCUACGAACAACUGCUCGCCGUUCCGGUUGUGCGGGGAAGGAAGACGGAGGCUGAGAAGUUCGCCGGUGGCUACUACACAACGACGGUCGAGGGGUACAUUCCCUCAAACGGGCGGGGCAUCCAGGGCGCCACAUCCCAUUGCCUGGGUCAGAACUUCUCCAAGAUGUUCGACAUCACCGUCGAAGACCCGAACGAGAAAGGCAAGCACAUCAACGUCUGGCAGAACUCGUGGGGUCUGUCCACACGUGUCAUCGGCGUCAUGGUCAUGAUCCACGGUGACGACAAGGGCCUCGUCCUGCCCCCGCGCAUCGCCAAAAUUCAAUCCAUCCUCAUCCCCGUCGGCCUUACCGCGAAGAUGACCGCUGAGGAGAAGGAGAAGCACCUCAAGCACCUCGAUGAGAUCUUCUUCACCAUCAAGAACGCCGGCAUCCGAACCGAGGUCGACCUGCGUGACGGUUACACCCCGGCGUGGAAGUUCAACGACUGGGAGCUGAAGGGCGUGCCCCUCCGCCUGGAAUUCGGGCCCAAGGACGCGGCCAAGGAGGUUGUCAGCUACGCGCGCCGCGACACGGGCGAGAAGGGCACGAUCCCGAUCACCGAGCUGACCACCAAGAUCCCCGAGCUGCUCGAGACGAUCCAGCAGGACAUGUACAACAAGGCCGAGGCCGCGUACCGGGCGCACCGCCUACAGAUCACCAAGUGGGACGAGGUGGUCCCCGCGCUCGACGCCAAGAACGUCGUCAUCAUCCCGCACUGCCUGGUCCCCGCGUGCGAGGACAAGAUCAAGGAGCUGACUGCCGGCCGGGCGGACGACGCCGCCGAGAACACCCCCGAGGGCCAGAAGGCCCCCUCCAUGGGCAUGAAGUCGCUGUGCAUUCCGUUCGAGCAGCCCGAGGGCCUGGUCAAGGGCGAGACCAAGUGCCUGAGCCCGGAGUGCACCCGGUUGGCGGAGCAGUGGUGCAUGUUCGGGCGGAGCUACUAA